This is a messenger RNA of Candidozyma haemuli, 2508 nucleotides long. RefSeq lists its product as uncharacterized. Bases 1 to 2508 code for a protein of 835 amino acids. The record is from RefSeq and is a predicted model, not a curated record. Lineage: Eukaryota; Fungi; Ascomycota; Pichiomycetes; Serinales; Metschnikowiaceae. The transcript has 2 exons.
AUGUCAGAUGACGAAGACGCCCCAGGCUCGCCUGCUGCUGACGACUUGUCGUAUGGACCGCUCUCAGUGAUUGGGCUGGCCCGUAAGCUGGUCAGUUUGGCUGAGAGGACAGCCCAGCUUCGACGCCGUAACCAGAUGGUUGUGGCCAAGGUCCAGGAGACAAAGCGCCGCCAGCAGGCACUAGAAGCGAUAUCAUCAGCACAGAUGCUUUUGCUGAUGACCAAGGCCAGCGAACGCCGCCUGCGACACUUGGAGCUGGUCAGAGAGAAGGCUAGGAUACUGCGCCUGUUCCUUGAUAAGCGGUACCUGGAGACGACCGAAACCGAGGCGUUGGCCUUGUGGCCAGCUGCCGAAGAGGAGCUUGAUUCGUCUGUUUCGGAGCCUGAAUUCCGAGUUAUAGCGAGAGCUGUUAGACGGUACCGGUUGCGCAAGGCCUUUAAGAGCAGACAAUGCCGCUUAUACUUUGAUAAGAUUCUUCGGCACGAAAUCUCCUUUUCCGAAGCUGUGCUUCUUCUUAGGUCUCCAGCCAUUGGCUGUAUUGAGAAUCUCCUCCACGCCUUGGGUUUACCUGAUCUGGGCGACGAUAGCUAUAAAUGGUUCCUUUACUCCAUUGCCUUGAUCGGAGACUUCCAUGACUCAUUGAACAAUAGCUUCGAGUUGCACCCAGGCUUCAAUGUCAACCUCAAGAAAGCACUGGCAAUAUCCGUCCAUUUACCGAUAUUGCUCUACCAUUUGUCUGUUCGUAUGUUCUUUAUGCUCAGACUGUUUUCUGACAGAGACAUCAACCCGUGGUCAAUACGGCGCCUACACUUUGCCCGCUACUGGCGCUUCUACCACUUUUUGUUCUCGAUAUACCGUGAGAACCACAAAUACGCUCUUAAAGAAAUUGCCGAUGAGGCUUUCUCCAUUGCCAGCACACAACAUCGCAUUUUGGAGGCUUAUGAUCUCUUGAAGUCUGGAGAUGGCUCCGAGGAGAGAAUACGGUUGUUUAAGCGCUCCAGAGCAAAUUUAGAAGCUCUCAAGACGCACCAUGAACUCCCGUGGGCACUGAUGGGCGUAUCAUCAGAGAAGUUUUGUGAGGAUUUACGCAGUGUGGCUGCUUAUUGUAAAGCUCUCAGAGAGAGUUCUGGCAGUGAGCUUUUGUAUGAUGAUGCAUUCGCCAGCGACCCUCAUGUGCCUUGCGACGAGCCACAGACUAUCCAGUUCGGCCCUGACGCUUUCACUAAAGAGCUCACGUCUCUGCAGAAUUUGAGCACUCCAGUAAGCAUCAAGACUGGAUUUGUUACUUGCGAUAAUUGUAUUGGGACAAUCGAUUCACUUGAUGUGAAGAAUUUCUUUUCUGAAGUUGAAGAACAUACAAUCAAGGAGACGGGUAAUAACCUCAAGCAAAAGGCGGAGGGACUAGUGGCAAGACUCAAGGGAUUGUUUUGUUUCUAUUUCGAGUUGUGCAAGCAUAUCGGUAAGGGAAGUGAGUUACAUCAUGCUGAGGUGAACUACCUUGAAUUGAGUGCAUCAUACGAGCUGAAGGUCGAGAACGAGUCAAUUAGGCUGGCGCAAAACUAUGUGAGACUCCUCUUACUACUUGUGCUCCAACUAGUGGAGAUUGCCAACAUGAGUAAUCCUGAUGCUUCACAGCUUGUAAGUGAAGUUGAUGUCCCUUCAGAAGAGUUCCUAAUCCGCUCAGAUAUGAUGAUUGAAGAUAUGUUCAUCGCUGCACAAACUACUUGGGCAACACUUUGUGCUUUCCCAACUUCACAAGAGUUUUUCGUCUUUGAGAAUGUGAUGCAGUUAGUUUCUAAUGAUUCCCUCAGACCAAGCUUGGGCAAUGAUUUCCCUCAUCUUCGUUACACGGAUUUCUACCAUUUCUUGUAUGAAUAUGGUAGCCAGUUAUCCCACUGCUUCGACCCAUUCCUGGUUGUGGCUGCAAAGGAGAGAGGACUCGUUAUCGAUGGCAGUUCCAGAAAUGCCACUGCGAAGAGAUACUUCCGCGAUGCCUUUGUUCGCUUCUUCUUUUCUGACUUGAGAAGCACCAGCGACGAGAAAGUGUCGUCUCUUCAAGACUGCCAGCUUCUCUUUCAUUUCGAAGAUGAGGUCUUAAGACUCGUCACGGCUUCAAAGAGCCUUAUCUUGUCGCUGACCCUUUCCACAGCAUUGAACCUUUCACAAGGCGCUGCAAACGAACUUCAUGGGUACCUCGAUGGCUAUAAUGGACUGACAGGACUUGAGGUGCCCCAUGCCAUGAGUGAUUUCCAAAUUAACUACAUUUCCAACCAGCUUCACAAGCUUGACGAAGGCGAAACAAACAUCAUAGAAAUCUUUGCUGGGAAGAUACGAACAGCAAUGCUUGACGAAGCGAACACAGAGCCCCUCCUUCGCAAGAACAUCAGACACUUCACAAGCGACUUGUUGAAUCUCCAGAAUCAGAUUGACGCUUUCAUUGAUUUGUUUUACGAACUUUACUAUCCAGUCUUGAAUUGGAUUCAUGUUGACUUGGGACUCCCAAAGUAA